Messenger RNA from Panicum virgatum (switchgrass), 1288 nucleotides. Its product is annotated as transcription factor BHLH094-like. NCBI's taxonomy places the organism in Eukaryota, Viridiplantae, Streptophyta, Magnoliopsida, Poales, Poaceae. Bases 163 to 972 code for a protein of 269 amino acids. Gene Ontology annotation, biological process: regulation of DNA-templated transcription. Gene Ontology annotation, molecular function: DNA-binding transcription factor activity; protein dimerization activity. The transcript has 6 exons. The record is from RefSeq and is a predicted model, not a curated record. Gene Ontology annotation, cellular component: nucleus.
GUCGCAUCUCUUCCUCGGUUCCUCCGGUGGUCAACUCUGACCUCUGAUUCCGCGCCCACUCCCCACUGCCACUGCCAGCCCAGUCAGCUCCACCGCCCCCGAUCUGGCCGCCCGCCGCUGCUCCCGAGAGCGGCCGGAACCCCAGAGCUUUGCCGGCGGCGCAUGGAUCCCGCCGCCUCGUCCGUGGCCGCCGAGCUCUGGCGGCCGCCGCACCACCACCUCGCUUCCGGCCCCCAACACGAGGCCUCUUCCGUCGUCACCGCCGCCGACCUGGGCAACUGCGGCCGCUCCGGCGGCGGCUCCAGCCGCAGGAGGCCGCGGCGCGAGCGCGACGCGCCGCCCGAGGAGGAGCCGGCCAGGCUCGCCUCCACCUCCGGCGCCGCCGCCGCCGCCGCCGGUAGCGGCAGCGGCGGCCGAGACUCGGCCGACCCAGAAGCAAAACGUUUGAAGAAGAUGACAUCAAAUGAAAGUAAUGAUAAAAUAAGGACAGAAUCUGAAACAAAUUCAGGGAAUGCUAGCAAGUCCAUUGAUAAAAAACCUGCACCUCAAGAGCCACCGAAACAAGACUACAUACAUGUGAGGGCUAGGAGAGGUCAAGCAACGGACAGUCAUAGCCUUGCAGAAAGAGCACGGCGAAAGAAAAUAAGUGAACGGAUGAAAGUUCUUCAAGAUCUUGUCCCUGGAUGCAAUAAGGUUAUCGGGAAAGCAUCAGUCCUUGAUGAGAUAAUAAAUUAUAUCCAGUCUUUACAGUGUCAAGUGGAGUUUUUAUCCAUGAAGCUUGAGGCGGUUAAUGCCCAUAUGAACAAUGCAACUGUAUCUUUUCCAUCUAAAGAUUUUGGUGCUCCAGCUCCACCAUAUAAUACAGCUUCUGGUCUGACAUUCGAUCCACAAACACCAAGGGAAUACCCUCAGGCCUUGACAUCGGAUUGGCUUCACAUGCAGAUUGGCGGUGCAUAUGAAAGAGUGACAUGAAUAAAACAAGGAAAUUGACAAAACAAAAUUUCUUGUCGUAGCUAAUAAAUAGUGCAGGGGUCAAUCAAUGUCCACGGUGCUAGGUUUCAUUCAUUUUCCUGGUUAUCAUGUCGCCAAAGUUCUUUUUUCCCCCUAAUUUGGGGGCAUAGUGCUGUAGAUGCAUUCCACGUUCGUCUGGGAGCAAGUCUGUCUUUCAUUACUUCCAUCUGCUUCUGUGUACGGAUUUUGCGACAAUUCAUAUAUGAUGUAUCCCAGGAAACUUAUGUAGCUCAGAUUGGUACAAGAAAAGAUGGAAAUUCUGCUGUAUCGCUUUGUA